This is a messenger RNA of Fusarium mangiferae, 1218 nucleotides long. Its product is annotated as related to RNA-3`-phosphate cyclase 1. Gene Ontology annotation, cellular component: nucleus. The record is from RefSeq and is a predicted model, not a curated record. Gene Ontology annotation, molecular function: RNA-3'-phosphate cyclase activity. The coding region runs from base 1 to 1218 and encodes 405 amino acids. Gene Ontology annotation, biological process: RNA processing. Lineage: Eukaryota; Fungi; Ascomycota; Sordariomycetes; Hypocreales; Nectriaceae. The transcript has 2 exons.
AUGAACCCUGUGGAACUAGACGGAAGAACAGGAGAGGGCGGUGGACAGGUUGUAAGAGUCGCAAUAGCAAUAGCUGCCUUGGCGGGACAGGCUGUCACCAUCACCAACGUCAGAGGAAACCGAGAACGUGGAGGUCUCAAGAGCCAACACGUUACGAGCAUUCAAUUCCUCGCGGAGAUAACAGAUGCAGAUGUGGAGGGCCUAAGUGUAGGUUCCAAGACCAUAACUUUCGCUCCACGACGAGGACCCACAGAACUAUAUCAACGCAAUAUCAAGAUAUCUGCAGAGUCAGGUUCUGCGAGCACUCUCCUCAUUUUGCAAGCUGUCCUCCCGUUUCUGAUCUUUGCCGGCAAUGAUUCCGAGGAAUCAGUCGAACUUUCAAUAUCUGGUGGAUCCAAUGUGUCGUUUUCGCUCAGUUUUGAAUACCUGGACCAAGUUCUCCUACCAACAUUGGAAGAACGAUUUGGAAUUCAUGUUGAAAGGGCGUUAGAAAGACGUGGAUGGAGCCUCGGUCCGCAGUCGAGAGGUCAGAUACGUCUCAAGUUUCUUCCAUUGAAGAUUGGCCAAACUCUGCGAUACAAAUCCCCAGAGCAACGUAGUUACCCUGAGUCCUAUGAGAUCAAGUCUAUUGAUGUCAGCAUGCUAGUGCCUGGCAGCACGCACGAGAGACUCCAGGCAUCACUGACAAGGGACCUUGGGGGUUUCUUUUCUGGGGCAGACGUCCAUUUCAAGCAUAUUGAAGACACGAGCCUAGAUUCACGGUGGUACAUACUGCUUGUGACCCAUUCCACAUCUGGGAUCAGAUGGGGACAUGACUGGCUUGGAUCAAUACCGAAAAAGACAAAGAACAGGGACAUGUUCGUCGAUCAAGUGUCAAGAAAAUUGUGUCUGGGUUUGUACGAUGAGGUAGCUGUCGGUGGCCAAGUCGACGUUCAUCUUCAAGAUCAAGUGGUCGUUUUCCAAGCACUCUGUGAGGGAUACUCUUCGUUUCCUCGAGGAGAUGCCCCAGAUGAUUCUCCACCUGACACACUAAUCGAUGCCAUGGGAAACCUGGAUAUCGGUACUGGCAGAAUGAGAAAAGAAAAGACGAAUGAGCCCUUCGGUUACGGCUCUCUUCAUACACAAACAGCCCGGUGGGUUGCCAGCGAGAUGUUGCCGAGCGUCGAGUUUUACAACAAAGGCAACCUGGUGAAAGGGGCAGGUAUAUCAAUGAAAUAG